Acaromyces ingoldii is the source of this 1856-nucleotide messenger RNA. RefSeq lists its product as hypothetical. The record is from RefSeq and is a predicted model, not a curated record. Gene Ontology annotation, biological process: proteolysis. Gene Ontology annotation, molecular function: dipeptidyl-peptidase activity; serine-type exopeptidase activity. Bases 39 to 1856 code for a protein of 605 amino acids. The transcript is spliced from 4 exons. NCBI's taxonomy places the organism in Eukaryota, Fungi, Basidiomycota, Exobasidiomycetes, Exobasidiales, Cryptobasidiaceae.
CUUCAACAUUUACACUCAUUUAUCCCGCCGCGACAGCAAUGCAGCUGUACACGGUCCUGACCCUGGCGCUGUCCCUUGUCGGCGUAAGCCAUGGCAUGCAGACGACUCCCCGCUUGAUGGCUGGGUACGAAAAAUUCGUCCAAAGGGCAAGUCAAAACGGCGCACAAUCGAAGCUCCUCUUCAAUGCCUCGCAGCAGGCCGUCUUCAGCAGCUUGAUCGCAUCACAGAAGCCGGCGACCGCUGAUGACGACGAUGCCGCUCCGACGUACCCCGACAUCGUCCUCGGCAACGUAACGCAGCCCAUCGAUCACUUUGGUGACGGUGUCAAUGGGGCUAAGUUCCAGCAGCGCUACUGGUAUCACCUGCGCUACUACAAGCCUCCGUCGCAAAGAUCUGCCAACUCGACCGUACCGAUUUUCAUCCUCGACAGCGGCGAAUCGGACGGGACGCCCCGCCUCCCCUAUCUCGACCAUGGCAUCAUCGACAUUCUCGCAAAUGCCACGGGUGGCAUUCCGGUUGUUCUUGAACACCGCUACUACGGCGCUUCGCUGCCCAACCGAACUGAUUUCGGGCCUGGCGAGACCUGGACGACAGACGAGCUGCGCUGGCUCAACAACAAGCAGGCCCUUGAGGACAGCGCUCAAUUUGUCAAGAAGAUGAAGUUUGACGGUGUCGAUGAGGACCUCACCGCACCAAAGACACCAGUUAUCUACUAUGGAGGGUCUUACGCCGGGGCUCGAGCUGCACACAUGAGAGUCGUCUACCCAGACCUCAUCUACGGAUCCAUUGCCUCUUCAGGUGUCGUGGCGGCGAUCGAAGAGUUCCCCUACCUCUAUUUCCCUACUUUCGCCGGUGCUCAGGUCGACUGCUCACAAGCCAUGGCUUCCGGUGUCGAAUGGAUGGACAAGAUCCUCGCCCCGGAACCGCACAAGGGCCGCCAUCAGCCCAAGCGUGACGCUGCAAAGACCAAACAGCUCCAGGCUCUCUUUGGGCUCGAGGAUCUUGCAGACCCUACCGACUUUGCAAACACCGUCUCGUAUCCAAUCGGAUCUUACCAGAGCCUUAAUUGGGAUCCUUCGGUCUCGACGCCCAUUUUUCCGGCUUUUUGCACCGCGCUGGUCGGACAUCCGUCGGGAUCCGUCGAUCCGGCGCCCCAGCGUAGGGCUCAGAGCAACAACACACUCGAUGCGCCACAGGUCGUCCUCAACUGGGCAGCCUACGUGAAAGAGACGGUGGUGGAUCCAUGCACCCAGGAUGGUACCUCAGUCGAAGAGUGCUUCUCCACUCAAGCUACGGUGGACCAGUACAAGAAUGCUACAGCUCUCGACGACGGCUUUUCUUGGACUUUCCAGUUCUGCACAACGUGGGGCUACUUCCAGACGGCCCCGCGCACACCUGACCCCGCUGCGGUGCCAUUUGACUUCACCGUAUCUGGACCCAAGGUCCUUUCUGCCCUCUUGGACCUCGACUACGUUUCUGAAAUCUGCCACAAGGGCUUUACUGAAGGCAAACACUUCAAAAUGCCCAAGCACCCCAACACGACCGAGGUGAACCGUCUGGGAGCUUUUUCAAUCGAGAUGGACCGGCUGGCAUUCAUCAAUGGACAAUCGCUGAUGGCGAGCGAUACAAACCCACAAGACGACCCAUGGAGGCCCGCCACGGUGCACAGCGAGCAGUUUGCGUACGGCGGAGCACGCCAGGACUCGCUGCUGAGACCCUUUAAGCUUAUUCCCAACUGCUGGCACCACUGCGACGAGAAUGGCAACAAGACCUUCGAAGCGCCCCGGAUCGCAAAGGUGCACGCCGAGACUGUUGACUUUGUCAAGUCUUGGCUUGGCGGGUUCGGGGUAAAGUAA